CAGUCCUACGCGAACAGGUACCGCCGUCCAGGGUGGCGCUCGCAACGCGGGACGCUCAUGGGCCCAGGUGCUGUGGCGGGCGUCAACAUCAUCAGCGGGAUGUGGAAGCAGAGCGGGACGGGCAGCGCCAUGCUCGGGGAUGUGCUGCAGCAGUGGGACGAGUCUCACGAUCAUAUGGAGGAGCUGCGUCGUCUAUUCCGGAAUGACUUAAACUCUCUCCGCACGUUUGCCAGGAAGUCGCGCGGUGAGAAGCGGGCCUUGGCUGGGGAGCUAUGCGAUGCUUUGGAGCACCUUCUUGGUAUGUCUGAUGCAGGUUUGCAGUUUGUGUACUGUGAGAUAGCAAAGGUCGUCACACUUAACUACAACCUUCACAAGCGGUACUGGCGCCUGAGCAAGCUCCGCGGCGACGUGGGCAACGCGGCCGGCAGCGAGGGCGAGGGGGAUGGCCACGAGAGCGACAACGACGACUGA
Messenger RNA from Prorocentrum cordatum, 471 nucleotides. NCBI's taxonomy places the organism in Eukaryota, Dinophyceae, Prorocentrales, Prorocentraceae. The record is from the annotation of a GenBank genome assembly.